AAAGUUUUAACUGCGUCACGAUGACGUCACAUCGGCAGGAGAAAAAAUCGAGAACAGCUGAACGAAACCAGCGAGGAAAGCUCUACUUCUACUCUUACGAGCUCAUGGAGACUGAUUUUAAAGUUAUAUUAGAUUGAGCCUUAGCCUGUGAGUUCAGUUAAAACAUUAACCACUGGCUCAGAGAGUUUUUAAAUCGAACUUAUUCAACCUUAUUACAGCAUCUGGUAGCUAGGCUAACUUAGCAAACUAACCGGCAAACUGUCUUCACGGUCAGUUUGCCGGUGGGAAACCGUGUUGAAGGUGAUCUGUAGGUGUUAAUGAUUAGUGAAACAGAUGAGUGCGCAGUGAAUAAAAGGAAGGAGGAGGAAGUCACAGAAACGGCGUGAAGGUUUACAUCAAGCUAGCGGGUGCGUUAUUACUAGGGCUAGCUAGCAGCAGUGUCAGGUAACUCGGCUGCUUCGGGAUCACCUCCAGAGAUGGAUAACAAUCCUGCUGCAGGGUCUAACUGCACGACUAACGGAGGAAACAUCCUGCGUAGAGUGCCCGACUCCGGCCGCUCAUGUCGCUACCAGUCCGAGUCCGAGUCGGAUAUGCACCCGUCCGUGAAGAGCUUAGCUCGGCUGUGCAGCAGGGACGAAGAGGAGCGAGCAGCGGCUCUGGAGGAGCUGAGCCAAGGUGUGAUGAUGUGUUUAGGAAUAGACCAGUCCUGCUCAACACGACUGAACAGACAAACACUUCUGCAUCUGCUUCGGCUUUCCCGAUCGUGUCCGCUGCAGAAGGUACGAGGGAAAGCAACCGAGCUGCUGCGGACCGCACAGGAACACGGAGUUGACGUCCCUCGGGCUCUGGCCUCAGGUCCAAGUGCUUUCAUCAAUGCCAAAGAGAUGUUAAAAGAAGGGCCAGAUCAGGACAUCCUCAUUGAAUCUUUUCUUUCAUCCGGUCGCGUGGACCAUAUCACCAUGGUGAUGGCUCUGCACCCUGCUUACCUCAGCUGCGUCCUCAAGACCCAGCAUGCUUUGUUGGAGCUGGAUGGCCCCUUGCCUCGUCACUGGAGACAUUAUAUUGCUGUUAUGGCUGCGGCUCGACAUCACUGCUCAUACCUGGUGCAGCAGCACAGCACGGGCUUCCUUGAGGCCGGAGGAGAGGAGAGCUGGCUGGGUGACCUGAAGCACGCUCCAACCAAACUCCGCAGCCUGCAGACACUCAACAAGCUGCUGGCACACAGACCCUGGCUCAUCACACAGCAGCACAUCCAGGAGCUGGUGUGUCCUGGAGCAGAUCCUCGCUGGUCAUUGGCUGAACUCAUCCAUGCUGUGGUCCUGAUGGCACACGCUCAUUCGCUCUGCUCGUUUGUGUGGGGCUGCGGCUUAAACCCUGAACCUGACCACAUCGGAGGAUACACCUUCCAACCUCCGUCACCUGGGCACCUUCCCCGAAGCCCUCAUAGCCCUGCUCAUGAGGAUGGAAGGCAAGAGCUGGUUGACGGAACGAUGGAGGUGGAGGUGUUGAUGAAGAGGAUGGUGGAGCUGCAGCAGCAGCAGGAAGAGGAGGAAUGCACGCAGGAGGAGAUGGUUACUCGCUUUGAGAGGGAGAGGAGCGAGAGUAUACCAACUGCGGUGGUGCGGGGAGCACCACCUGAUCUGGUGCUCCAUCUGGUUGAGGAUCCAGAGUUCAGAUACGAGGACUUUGCUCCCAGAGGAGAGCAGGCACCUCCCACCAUGAGAGCACAGGACUACUCAUGGGAGGACCAUGGCUACUCUCUGGUCAACAGACUGCUGCCAGACAUGGGUCAGCUUCUGGAUGAAAAAUUCCAGGUAGUCAGCAACUUGACCUACCACAGGAUGGCCAUGCACGAAGGUGUUGACACUCACACUCUGAGAAAAGCUCUGUGGAACUACAUCCACUGUCUAUAUGGGAUCCGCUACGAUGAUUAUGACUACGGCAGUGUGAAUGUGUUGCUGGAACGCUCUCUGAAGGUGUUUGUUAAAACAUUGGCCUGUCACCCCGAGCAGACCACUGCUCGCAUUUACCGCGCCUUCUGGAGACACUUCAGACACUCUGAAAAGGUUCAUGCAAACCUAAUAGUGAUGGAAGCCCGCCUACAAGCAGCCCUUCUUUACACCUUACGAGCCAUCACUCACUACAUGAGAUGAUGCACUCACUCCCACACACUUUUUGCAGAUGCUGAGCCAGCUGUGAUGUACCACAGCCCAAUGCAUAACACAUUGAUAGACAAUCUUGCACACGCACAAACAUUGGUGCGCACACACACACACACACACACACACAUACACACACACACACACUACAGUGAAUGUAUAUAUGCAUAUCUUAUGUGUCAGUGUUAAUGUUUUUUUGAUGCUGCUUUGCGCCUGGAUAUCUGAGGUUUAGAAUUUGUUACUUAUUAUGCACUGAAGUUUACCAGGUUCUGUUUCGCCACUUGAGCCUCAACUGUCUGAAUAUCUAUAUAUUGCACAUCAUACACCACUUACAGACAUCUCUACUUGCUACGCGUCGGGUAUGCUGGCGAAAGUAGGCCUGGAUAAAUAACUCAUUAUGAUUAAAGUGUUUUCUUUGCAGAUUAUAGCUGUUUUCCACACCAUGACUUCCCAAGCCUCAGACUCUGUGUCUGCAGCACAUCGACUGAGAUUUAAAAAAAAAAAAAGCAAAAUAACUUGUAUUUUUAUAUACAAUAAAAGUUACUUUGUUAUCGAAAUCAAAA
Messenger RNA from Labrus bergylta (ballan wrasse), 2722 nucleotides. It is a transcript of the gene sesn2, whose product is annotated as sestrin 2. The record is from RefSeq and is a predicted model, not a curated record. Gene Ontology annotation, cellular component: nucleus. Lineage: Eukaryota; Metazoa; Chordata; Actinopteri; Labriformes; Labridae. Gene Ontology annotation, molecular function: L-leucine binding; oxidoreductase activity, acting on peroxide as acceptor. Gene Ontology annotation, biological process: cellular response to L-leucine; cellular response to leucine starvation; positive regulation of macroautophagy.